ACAACAAACAUCCUCAGGCAGUAGAGGAGGACACCGGCUUUAGGGGGUCUGGUGAAUUUGGUCUAGACAUGGACACGGAGAAGAAGGACUGCUCCGUUGGGGAGUAUUUUGUGAAGAGGAGGGUUCUGGAUGAGUUACGUCUGGAUGAAGUGGCACAAAAAGGGACUUGGUCCACCAAACCAACCCUGGGAGAACGGCUGAAAGAGUCUCUGAGAUGUUCGGUGCCCAGACUGAAGCACACCUUGCUGAGCUGGAUCCCCGUGCUCAGCUGGCUGCCUCACUACUCCAUCAGAGAAAACUUCAUCGGGGACCUGAUCUCUGGCUGCAGUGUGGGCAUCAUGCAUCUGCCGCAGGGCAUGGCAUAUGCCCUUCUGGCCUCCUUACGCCCAGUGUUUGGCCUUUACACCUCCCUUUACCCGGUUCUGGUCUACUUCAUCUUUGGCACUUCCAGACACAUCUCCAUAGGAACAUUUGCUGUGAUCAGCAUCAUGAUUGGGAGUGUGACGGAGAGGCUGGCACCAGACAUUGACUUUCCUGCAAACGGCACUAACGGGACAGACCUUGAUGCGCGAGAUGCACACAGAGUAGAAAUAGCAUGUUCCCUCACGGUCUUGACGGGAAUCUUUCAGAUCCUGUUAGGUGUGGUGAGGUUUGGUUUCGUUGUCACCUACCUGUCUGAACCACUGAUUCGAGGCUACACCACUGGGUCAGCAUGCCAUGUCUGUGUGUCCCAGCUCAAGUACCUUUUUGGAGUCAAGCCAGCUCGCUUCACUGGUCCACUCUCCCUUAUUUAUACUCUGGUGGAUAUAUGCCGGCUGCUGCCUGAGACCAAAGUGCCAGAGCUGGUGGUCAGCUUGGUUGCGCUUUCUGUUCUCAUUGUUGUCAAAGAAAUCAAUGACUGCUACAGACAGAAGUUGCCUAUGCCCAUCCCAAUAGAAAUCAUAGCAAUCAUAGCAGCAACAAUCAUUAUCCACUUUGCCGACCUUACAAGUAAAUAUAACAUUGAUGUUGUUGGAGAGAUUCCAAGUGGGCUUAAGGCCCCUCGUGCCCCAGAUGCCACAUUAUUCACAGAUGUGAUAGGUGAUGCUUUUGCAAUAGCAAUUGUGGGCUACGCCAUCAACAUUUCUCUGGGCAAAACAUUUGCCCUCAAACAUGGCUACAAGGUGGACAGCAACCAGGAGCUGGUUGCUUUGGGUCUCAGUAACACUGUCGGCGGAUUCUUUCAGUGUUACUCUGUGACUUCCUCCUUGUCUCGCAGCCUCGUGCAGGAGAGCACAGGGGGCAAGACACAAGUUGCAGGAUUGAUUUCGUCUGUCAUCGUGCUCAUCACGGUUUUGAAAAUAGGUUCUCUUUUUUCAGAUCUCCCCAAGGCUGUCUUAUCCACAAUAGUGUUUGUGAAUUUGAAAGGCAUGUUUAAGCAAUUCCUGGAUGUGUCUCUGCUGUGGAAGACCAACAAGGUUGACCUGAUGGUGUGGCUGGUCACAUUCACAAGCACCAUCCUGCUCAACCUGGACCUGGGUUUGGCUGUCUCCAUUGGCUUUUCCAUGCUAACUGUCAUCUUCAGGACACAACUACCCCGUUACUCUAUCUUGGGCCACGUGUCAGGCACUGACCUGUAUCUGGACACAGAUACCUACAAGGAGGCUAAAGAGAUUCCAGGAAUUAAAAUCUUCCGUUCAUCUACAACCAUCUACUACACAAAUGCUGAGAUGUACUUGGAGGCCCUGCAAGAGAAGAGUGGAAUAGAAAUCGGGAAGCUGCUGACGGCAAAGAAGAAGCAAGAAAGGAAACUAAAGCGUAAACAAGAUAAAGAGAAAAAUAAGGCCAAAAAGGAGGCAAAGAAACAAAGAGAAGCAGUCCGCCGAGUCUCCAAGGACACUUUCUCAGAGAUGAAUGAGAGGAGAGUCUCUACAGGACUGAAGGAGCAAAGUCAGGGUGAUGUUGUAGCCUUAGGCCUGACAGAAACCUCCACAAAUGGCCUUAGUAUAGGCCAGGUAAACGAGGCUUACCAGCAUGACACAACCAUGUCCGACUCAGAUUCAGAAACAGGUUACCACGGUGAUAACAGCAUCAACAAGGUAUCGCAGCGCGGAAAUGAGGAAAAGGAAAGGGCUGUCAGGUCAGGCACGCACAGCAUUAUCUUGGACAUCUCAACCACCAGCUUUGUGGACACCGUCUCUGUGAAGACCUUGAAAAAUAUUUUCAGGGACUUUGGAGAGAUUGAUUUGGACGUCUAUCUAGCAGGCUGCCAAGCAUGUGUCGUGGAGCAGCUGGAGGCGGCAGGCUUCUUCUCAGAGUCCAUCCCAAAGAGCCGGCUGUUUGUCACAGUUCAUGAUGCAGUGCUUCACAUUCUCAAGAAACUGGGCGACACUGACUUCGUUCUUGAUGUGUCGUGCAGCACUCAGAUGUAACCAUCAGGGGUCAGACCGCUCCAGCUCUCUCCAUCCUCCUCCUCUUCUUAGGCUGCUGCACGUAUCAUUGCUCACUAUUGGUCGUCAUUGUCUCCUCCUCCUUCAGUGGGGGAGAAUGCACCACCUUGACAUGGCGGCUGGUUGCCAUGGCAAUACAGGGAGCCGUUGCUGUGGCAACAGACUUUUUAUGAUAUCGUCUAAUGAGAUAGCCGGCAAUACGUCAUUGCAGCUCUCCCGCUCCGUGGCGUGUGUGAGGGACAGAGAAGGGGCGGGGGUUGAGUGGAGAAUGUAACAGUGGACGAAUAGGAGACUGUAUUUAUAGCCUGUGUGAGAGAGUGAGUGAAAGGUUGACUGUAAGGGGAAACUCAUAUGUGAGAGGUGUUGUUGUGAAAAACGGGCCACGAUGUGUGAGCAUAUGUCUGUCUAUCAAUUUAUAUUGUUGAAUCAACAAUAUAUUCCAGAAAAUAACAUGUGAAUAUUCAGAAGAGAUAUGGCCGGGCCAUUGCCUCAGAAACACUUUAUCAAUCCUUUAAUUACAAUUCAAAACAUUGAAGAAUGAACUGAAUAGCAGUUAAGGUGUAAUAGGCAUUUCAGUAGUAGGCGUAGCAGCUUUUAAACACAAUGUGGGUGUUUUUAUGGUUAGUAUUCACAAGUCUGAAUCCUCUUACAUCUUUUCUAUUUUUGGGAUCCAGUGUCAAUUAUUGACAUAAAUAAUUGGAAAUAAUUAUUUGAAUAGCCCACCAAAAUAUAUUUGCUCAAGGCCAUGUUUCUGUGUUUGAAAGGUCUGCAAAAAGGUGGAAUUUAAAAGAAAUACAUUUGAUAAUCACAUUUACUCCUGUGUUUAUUAUGUCUCAAUUUGUAGGAUGUGGGAUGGGACUAAUCAAUGAUCAACCAGCAGAAAACACGUAAAUGUGUGUCAGGGAUCCUUAAAUAUUGGUUCCUUGGAUGAACCACUCCAAUGCAAACAAUGUUGAGUGUUGUAAACUACAGAACACUCUCCUUAAGAGUGCUUACGGUUCACCUUUGUUCUACCUGACACGUCAAGUUAUCUGUGAAAUGUUUGACUAGUUUUUAUACCGGCGGUGUAACAUAUUAAAUGUGAUUCAACCAGAAUAGUUUUGGUACAUUUCUAGAGUUAUACAAAGUAUGAAUGAGACUGUAAAUAAAAAGUCAGAAAAAACACAUUA
This is a messenger RNA of Gymnodraco acuticeps, 3598 nucleotides long. It is a transcript of the gene slc26a6l2, whose product is annotated as solute carrier family 26 member 6. The record is from RefSeq and is a predicted model, not a curated record. Lineage: Eukaryota; Metazoa; Chordata; Actinopteri; Perciformes; Bathydraconidae. The transcript has 19 exons. Gene Ontology annotation, cellular component: membrane. Gene Ontology annotation, biological process: transmembrane transport. Bases 69 to 2411 code for a protein of 780 amino acids. Gene Ontology annotation, molecular function: oxalate transmembrane transporter activity; bicarbonate transmembrane transporter activity; secondary active sulfate transmembrane transporter activity.